AUGUUUACCGAAGAAGAAAUAGGCAAUUUCCUUGGAGUGUUGCAAGUGACACCAGAAUUUAUAGAGAUUGAAUGUGGCAGCACCAAUCCAAGAUAUGGUGACACAGCAGGCAAACUUAGGGUUUUCAGUGAUGGGAAAGUGGAGGUGGAUUGCAUUUGUCGUGUUGAUUGCGAUAAAGUUAGAGUAUCCCCGGCUGAAUUUGCAAAGCACGCUGGAAAAAUAAACGCGCACGAGAAGUGGGAUAGGCAGAUAUGGGUGUUUGGUAAGGAUGGGACUAAAAUAGGGCUGUGGAGAACAUGUUUGUUGAAGCAUCACAAGCAUACUUUCGUGAGGGGGGUGCGUCAACUCAUCCAUCGCGACGAGUUCGUACGAUGCUCCCAGUGCGACAAGGAGCGUAGGUUUAGUAUGCGAACCAAAGACCAUUGCAAGAUCUAUCACGACGCUCUUGUCAAACCAGAUUGGACUUGUUCCCACAUGCCAAAUCAUACGCUCGCUCGCUCCUAUGAGGUACUCUUGGAAAACAGUACUCCAUCAUUUCAGCACAACUGA
Molecule: messenger RNA, 549 nt
Organism: Salvia splendens (bonfire salvia)
Lineage: Eukaryota; Viridiplantae; Streptophyta; Magnoliopsida; Lamiales; Lamiaceae
Product: protein ULTRAPETALA 1-like
Exons: 3
Coding region: 1-549 (182 amino acids)
Cellular component (GO): nucleus; cytosol
Source: RefSeq, a predicted model, not a curated record